UGGUUUCAUUUACAGUCAACCAAUCUUUUGAAAUCCAGCUUUCAGUGCUUGCCUCUGCGCUGUCAUGGUUCAUAUCGGCAGCCUCCUUCAGGAUCUUAAUUAGUUAAUUAAUCGUGUGGUGGCGUUAAAGAUGACUGGGGUCUGGGGCCUGGCUUCUCUGUGGAUUGCGGUCAUCACACAGACUGGGUUUGUCUGCAGUGACAUGCGCUUCAUCGAGCGGCAUGAGGGUGAAUCUGUGGUUCUUCCCUGUGUGGCUGAUGAGAGGAAACCUUCGCCCUUUGGUGUCUACCUGAGACGCAGGUGGCUGGAUCCCAGGAAGGUGUUGUUCAAGCACACGGGAAGUGAGUUCGUUUUGGGCAACAAUGCUGACAAAAACCGCACCAGUGUCAGCGGAGAUCCCAACCUGCACUCCCUGAACGUGACCAUCUCCCAGCUGAGGGCCGCCGACACAGACCGAUACUACUGCGAGUUUGUUGUGGGAAAUGAUGCCUCUGAAGAUCAAUUCAUCGAGGGAAAGACUGAAUUCUUACUCCUUGUUACUGCUGACGCCCCCGGGUCUGUGGACAUGGAGCUGGUAGAGACGUGUUCCGGGGGCUCGGCCGUGCUCCCCUGUCUCCCCCCACACGGGGAAGGCUCUGCCGUGGAGGGGGUGAGCCUAAAGAGGCAGAGGGCCCGUUCACCCGUGGAGGUGUUGUACCACUCGAAGCAGCACCACAGCAGCAGCAGCAGCAGCAGCAGCAGCGUGUCUCACUUCUCCGCUGACAGGGUCCACUUGUCCACGGCGCCGGGCCCCAGCGGCAUCACCUACCAGCUGACCCUGCAGCAGCUGCAGCCGGACGACAGCGCCCUCUACAGCUGCCAGCUGCUCCUGCGCGGCAGGCCUGACGGCAGCGCCAGUCUAGGCCGGCGAGUGUUCUUUGUGUCCGUGCAAGGUGAUCAGUGCGGCUGCUCCAGCUACUCCUCUCUGCUGUACGCUUUGUCCUCAGCUGUGGCCGUCCUCCUCCUCCUCCUGCUCCUCGCUGGAUGUGUGCUGAUUUACAAAGGCAAAGCACGCCGCGGUGUCAAGUCACACCCUCAGGCCCCCAUCUACGAGGAGAUGACUGGGAUGCAGCCUCUCAGCCGCAAAGCAGCUUCUCACCGGCUGGAAGAAAUGGAGUCUUCAGAAUACAGGAACUGCCCAGUGACGAAAUCCUGCCCUGAGAACUAUUAUGAAAGACCCACCGGGGGCCUCUGCCCCAAGAAAUGAAAUGUUUGCUUUACCUGCCAGCGUCGUGACAACUUGUCAACUCCGCUGCCUCAAACUCACUGGACUAGUGCUAGCUUCAGAAGUUUCUUCAGCUGUUUAUUUUUUUGUUUGUUUUUAUCAGCUAAGGUUCUCUUUUUAUUCUCAUGUAUAUGGAUUGUUUGCUAGAGGGUCAUUCCAUCUCAUAGCAGCAAAUUUAUAGAACUAUUUCUGCUCAACAAUCUCUGAUUUGCCUGAAAAAUUUAUAGCAUAAAAUGUGGAUAUUUCUAUCAAAUAUUUGCGAAUUGCCGAUUGACCCGCUUUCAGCAUGUUUUUUCACACAUUCCAAAGUUUUUCGGCUAUAUUUGACCCAAUAAAGAAAAAAAAUGUCACUGGUAUUUCUCAGAAUACCAUUGAUUCAGAAUCUGCAAUACUGGACAAACAGGUCAAACAAUCUCUAGUUAUCGGUGAGUUUAUAUAUUUUAAAAAUGCAGCUGUUGUGAAAAGUCCAGGCUUUGAGCUCAUAUUAACAAAAACCUGUUCAUGCAUAAGUCAACUACUGACACUUUCUGAAUAUGUAGCUAUAUAAUACAAGAAUAACACAAAACAACACACAGAUAGAAGAUAGCCGGAUCCGGUCCGUGUACGGAUCUGGUAAUUGGAUUUUCCGUUCUGAAACGGGUAUUGAAAAAGUGUGGUUAUUUGAUUUUCGUUUUAAAAUGUGAAAAUAAAAAUUGAAAUACAAGGCGUUUUUCCUUUUCAUGAUCAAAAAAAGGGAUAUACGAUUUCUUUUUAAAAAUGCUUUGAUUUUCGUUUUAUAUUUAGAAUAACAAGAAAGUAAAAUCAGUAAGAGACAGAAACGAAAAAAGGUCAAUUUUUUUCAUUUUCCGAGACCGGAAGUGGUCAUCAGCAAGUGUGGAGCCAAACGACAACAAGAUUCUCAGAGGGCGGAGCCAGAGAGCAGUGACUGGUCAGACCAUAGAUAAUAUAGAAGACAGCGCGCUAGUAUCUAGUCUGCUGUGUAUGUCUAUGGUCGGCACGUCUGGUAGCAUCUCUGGCUGCUGUUGAUCUUGUUUUUGGAGUAAAACACGGUAAGAAGAUAAAUACUUUUAACCUGUAGCGUUGUUUUGUUGUACGUUAAGUCAGCGACUUGUGAAGAGUUGUGUUUUGUCGUGUUUGUGCAGUUGGUCCGGACGCGUUAGCUAGCUAAGCGGCUAAGUUAGCUAGCGGGCUAAUUAACACAGGUGGCUAACUUACCAUUGAACACCUGUGUUAGUUGCUGCCACAGCUGUCCGUCAUUAGUAGAAUGACCUUCUCAACCUGUAUUUCUCUGCUGUGUAUUUUAGCUUUCAAAGUUAUUUUACUUUAAGGUUAACUGAGACCUAUUGAGCUGCACUGAAGUUUAACAUUCAGCUGGUUUGAAUUAAACCGCGCUUAACUUAACAUUGUGCAACAUUAGCUCUCUGAAUCUCCAUAAUUUCAUUAAAUUCCUUCUCUCUUCCACUGCUCAAGUUCAAUCCAAUAUAUAAAAUGACAUUAAUAGUGAAUAAACUAACAGCCAGCCAUUGUAUUUAUUUAUUAUUGCAUGUAUUUGUAGUAAAACAUGAGUUGAAACAUCCUACUUUUGGAUCUAGAACUGCACAAGCCGUUCAUUUUCAGUCACCUGACGAGGUAAACUCCCCUUUUUAUGUGAGGCUGAAGCAGAAAGUCUGAGUUAACAAAGAGAGUUGUUUAUAAUUUGUGAUACCUGUUAUCUCUGACUGAGGCUUUAGUUUUAGUUGAGCUGAUUUACACGUAGAAACUUUGUUCAGGAAGAUUUCUCAGUAGCUCAGACGACAGGCUGCUUUUUACACAACCUUGUAAGAGAAUGUCUGUCAAUGCUUUCAGCAGAAUUUAGAAACACAACACUUCCUAAACAGAUAUUUUGAGGCUGUGAGGUUGAACGUUUGAGAGUAUAUCAGUAUGUGUUAUUGUGGUCUUUCUGUUUCUAGGUGGAAGCUGAAUUAGUGAGGAAGACUCCUGCUCCUGUCAUCUCUAAGCUCCUCACACAUCUUUACCUGCACAUGAGGAAAAUCACUCCUGUAGAAUGCAGAUGUUCAGAGGGAGAUGAUGCCACAUCUGGUCCAGCUGAUGGAAGGUCUUGAAGUUCUCUGACUGGCCUCGACUGAAGAUGGUCGUCUCACUGGAUUUAAGGUUCAGAUGCUCAGUAACAAACUCCACCAAUGUGCCAACAGGGAAGCUUUAGGUUUAUUAAAUGUUGCUAUGAAGGUUUCGCUGUUUUUCUUUGUGAAUGCAAUGUGCUCCAACUGAAACUUGAAUUAGAACUUAGAAGUAAAUCCUUCCAUCUGAAAGGAUUUAGUUGCAUUAAUAACCUCAUAACAUUCUAAUUUUUAUUCCAGUCUUGGUUGGAAAUAGAAUCUCUGUAUUGAUUCAGGUAAAAACUGAACUUCACAGCAUGUUGGAGCAAAACAACCAGAUGAAAACUGUGAUGGUGUUGGAUUGUCAGACCGUAAUGUUGCAGCUCAAAGCAGCUUUUCUAUCUCAGUUCAUUCUGACAUUCAGCUAUGAAUCAACACAGCAGAUGGUGAUCCAUGCUGUGGAAGUCUCACAUCUCCUGAUUUAAUGGAGCUGCUUUGCACUUUUUACACUGUUUAUUCACCAACACUUUAUUUAAUAAAAGUCCCAUCUAGUUUUUAUGAGGAAUGUGAUGUUUUAAUUUCUCUGUGAAUAACUGCAGUCUAAUGCAACAGCUGGAGUUGUAACAUCUGUCCUGAUAUUGAUCAUGAAGUAUUGAUCAGAAUACUUAUGGUCAGCAGUCAUCCCUGAAGUUUUACAUUAAAAUCUUUACUUGUGUUGUGAACUUUGGUAAGAAGCAGAAACGUUAGCGUUGCCAUGGAUACAUGAGUGUUAAAUUCUGUCCAUGUUUCCAUUUUGGGAAAUUCAGUCCAGUUCCAGAAUGUGGAGGAAUUUAGUCUCACAAUCACAGACAACAAAUAUUAUCUGAAAGUCGGGUUAUUGUUGUUUAUCAGCACAAUACAAAAAGAUUAAUGUUAGAAAUAUUCCAGUUAAGACUCUAGAAUAUCAUGAUUUAUGUAAAUUUACCUCAAUAAUAUGAAUGUUCCGGUUAAGAUUGAACAGUGAUAUUUAUUAUGUAAGUUUAGCUGAUUAAAGUUUAUGACUCUGCACUAAAAUAUUACUUAAAUUGACAUCAUUAUUAUAAUAUUUAGGGUCAGACCCUACAGUAUUGAAAUUAAGAAAUCAAAUAUUCUAUAAAAUGUAAAUACACUGAACUCAUUUGGAUAUAUUUAAGUGAGACUCUACAAUAUUAUUUGACACAAAUCUAUCUAAAUCAAAAUUUUAAUCAUUGUUACUCCAAGCAUUUACUGGACUGAUUUAAAUAUUAAAAUCACUCCUUUCUAAUCCUCUGCUGUACGUUCAAACCUGAGGCCUUAAAUAGAAACACACAAGUAUCUGAUUGAAGGAACUUCUGCAGAGUCCUGGUUCCAGAAGAUGAUGAUAGAAUUAUAGACAAACUUUAACAAAAGCUGCCUGAGAGUUUACAGGUUUUUAUGUUAGAUUUCUUCAGUAAUUUAAUGAGCGUUAUCAGCAAUAAUCAAGUGUUCAUUUGAUGAACUUCAUUUCCUAAAACAUCCAGAAUUGGAGCUCAUAUCUUUGGCAGCUGUAAAGUUUCUGCUCCUUCAAAGUUCACAACACAAUGAAUGAAUUCCUAAAACUCUCUCAAUGCUGGACAGCGUUUGUGAUGCUGAAGCAGUGAUCAGUUUUUCUGUUUCUUCUCUGGAGAUGCACAAUGAGGGACGUCUGCAGAGACUGAGAAAGAGUCUCACCACAUCCUGACAUGAGGAAAAAGACUUUAUUGAAGACUACAAUGAGAAAAACUAUCAGACAGCAGACGGCUGCAUUCAAGGUGAGCUCUGAACAUUUGAUCUGGAACAGGAAUUCAAUAACGGCAGCAUGAGCUUCAUUUCAGUCUGUAGCUGCUGAAUUCAUGGAUGAAUCAUCUGGCACUAGAGAGGAAGACCAUCAAACAUCCACGUCAGCUGAUGGAGGUCCAAGAGUCUCACCCAACAAACAACCUACAGAGUGAAGACCUCGAAUCUGAUUGGACGGCCUCCUAUUCAGCCACAUGUGUGAACAAAUGCCUCUAAGCUGAUUUGUUUUCUAAAAUAAAUCUAGUUUGAGUCCUAAUCUAUGCCUGUGUGUUUGCUUCUUUACACCGCUGUUAACAGUUUAGGCUGUUAGAUUGUUCCAGAUAAGACAAGUACAAGAUUCUUCAGAGCCGUUCUACCACGAGCCUGACAGGAAGAACUCCAACAGCUACUGAAUGUUCCUGUGGUCCCCUCAAGGCUACAGGAGGAGCCCUACGAGGACGAGCCGGUCCACCUGAUGGCGGCCAGUCGCUGCGGUUCAAAGCCAACACCGACUACGUGGACUUCUACUGGACCACAUGGAGGCCUUCAAACCAGACCAACAAGUUCAGCGACUCCCCGACUCGUGGGUCUGAGGACGCCGCCGAGCCUCGGUCCAGCCGGCCUCCUGUCUGUGGGUGUUUGAGUGCUGAGAGGUUUGUGGAUGGAUGUGAACGUGUCUGUGUUGAAACAGCAGCUUUGGACUCAGUAACGCUGGGAAAAACCAAGAGCUCCUUUAUUUGUGACUUCCACUAAAAUACUGAUGAUAAUAAGUUUGCCAGGGUUCUGACUGAUAACAGAUUAUUAAAUAAUGAAAAUAAUCAUUUAAAUAUUCCUUUAAACAAUCCUUUUAGGUCUACAUUUCCUUUACACUGACUUCUUGGUAUUUUGGGUGGAAUAUACAAUUAAGCCAGACGUUCAAGGGUUCUUCUGGGAAUAUACCAUUAAACCAACCUUUUAGGUAAAUGUUCCAGGAUGUUGGGUAGAAUAUACCAUCAGAUCAACCUUUUAGGUCUAGAUUGGAAGAUUUUAGAGUACAAUAUUACUCCAAAUCAUCCUUUAGGUCUACAUUUAAGGUGGAAUACUUCUAUACACCAAGAUUUUUUGGUCUACAUUGAAGGAUUUUUUCUAAACCGCCCUUUCAGGUCUAUAUUUGAGGUUUUAGGUGGAAUAUUCCUUUUAACCAGCCCCUCAGGUCUCUUUGAGGAUUUUGGAUGGAAUACUCGGUUAAACCAACAUUUUAGGUCCAUGUCCAAGAAUUUUUGGUGGAAUGUUCGUUUAAGGUGGAUGUGUGAGGAUCUUGUAGGUGGAAUACUUCCUGAAACCAAGCUUUUAGGUCAACGUUCAAAGAUUUAAGGUGAAAUAUUCCUUUAAGUCAACCAAUCAAUUUCAUGUUUUGAUCAUUAUCAAGUGAGAAACCUCAAUCCAGACUCCUCAUAAUGAUGUUUGAGAUUCAUGCUGGUGUUACUUGUUUAGUCCAGACUAAAUGACAGAAAUCCACAACUGUAAUUUUAUUUCAGGACUCGGUUAUUAAAUGUCAAAACAAUCCAUGUGACUCUAAAAACUCAACAGCUGUACAAACUCUAAGAUUAAACUCUCCACAAGGAUCCAAAAUAAGUUGGACUUCUACAUGAGAGCUUUAAUUAUUCUUCAUCUACUUCCUGAAAAGUUUGGUCAAUAAAAAAGACAAAAACUAAUAUUUUCAGCUGAACUAAAGACAGACUUUGUGAUUUUUCUGCUCACAUGUUGUGUUGUUGUAAACUUCCUCUUUCAAAUAAAUAGCCACCUAACCCCCUGGAAA
Amphiprion ocellaris (clown anemonefish) is the source of this 6949-nucleotide messenger RNA. RefSeq lists its product as uncharacterized. The record is from RefSeq and is a predicted model, not a curated record. Lineage: Eukaryota; Metazoa; Chordata; Actinopteri; Pomacentridae. Gene Ontology annotation, molecular function: signaling receptor activity. Gene Ontology annotation, cellular component: membrane. Gene Ontology annotation, biological process: adaptive immune response. The coding region runs from base 131 to 1246 and encodes 371 amino acids. The transcript has 6 exons.